AUAUUGUUUCCGCUUUACUCCCUCUAGUUUCAUCUCGUUUUUCGUAAACCGGUUCAUUGAUUAAUUUUGUCGGCGGGCUUUUUUAACGUGGCCGAAAUGUACAUCUGAAACUAUUUUCACUUAAAAAAAAUAUUAUAAAACAUUCGCUACACACAGCACUGAUAAAUCAGAUUCCAAUCUACUCGCUGUUUUUAACUAAACGACCCAUAGCGCCUGGCCAGGCAGAAAGGCCACAAUGAAGCUCACAGACAAUGUGCUGCGGAGUUUCAGGGUUGCGAAGGUUUUCCGAGAGAACUCGGACAAAAUCAACUGCUUUGACUUCAGUUCUAAUGGCGAAACUGUAAUAUCGAGUAGCGAUGACGAUUCGAUUGUCUUGUACGACUGCCAGGAGGGAAAACCCAAACGGACACUUUACAGUAAGAAGUAUGGUGUGGAUCUCAUCAGAUACACUCAUGCCGCCAACACUGUCGUCUACAGCUCCAACAAGAUUGAUGAUACUAUUCGAUACCUGUCCCUACAUGAUAAUAAGUACAUUCGAUACUUUCCUGGACACAAUAAGAGGGUUGUUGCUCUGUCUAUGUCUCCUGUUGAUGACACAUUCAUUUCCGGCUCACUUGAUAAAACUAUUCGUCUGUGGGACCUUCGCUCACCUAACUGUCAGGGCCUCAUGCACCUGCAAGGGAAGCCUGUGUGUUCAUUUGAUCCAGAGGGGUUGAUUUUUGCUGCAGGAGUGAAUUCUGAGAUGGUCAAACUUUACGAUCUACGCUCCUUUGAUAAGGGUCCAUUCGCCACAUUUAAACUACAGUAUGAGCGAACAUGUGAAUGGACGGGUCUCAAGUUCAGCAAUGAUGGAAAGCUAAUUCUGGUCUCCACCAAUGGUGGAGCGCUCAGAGUGCUAGAUGCCUUCAAAGGAGCAGUGCUCCACUCAUUUGGGGGCUAUAACAACAGUAAAGGUGUCAUUCUAGAGGCUUCUUUCACGCCAGACUCUCAGUUCGUCAUGAUCGGAUCUGAAGAUGGAAAGAUCCAUGUGUGGAAUGCUGAGAGUGGAAUGAAAGUAGCACUUCUUGAUGGGAAGCACACUGGUCCAGUCACCUGUCUACAGUUUAACCCCAAAUUCAUGACCUUUGCCAGUGCCUGUUCUAACAUGGCAUUCUGGUUACCUACGAUUGAUGACUGAUGGGCCGCUGUCAGGCAUCAGCCUCUGUGACGUGUUCUUCCAGCAGGCGGCAUCAUUCACUUUAAUCUGGGAGUUUCACACAUGGAGUUGCUCACCAUCAGACUUUUGACCUGUAAAUAGAUUGACAAGUUGGAUUUCAUUGUUCAUUUUAUAUCUGUAUGAUUAAAACUGUUUUGUAAAACACUGUAAAGUAAUCUGUUCAAAUGUUCUGUUUUGUUUAUAAGUUUGUAACAAGGUGCUUAAUCAAAUUGACUUGUGCGGGAGGUGAAGUGAAACAUUUCUGCAGAUCUGAUCUUAGCUAAUCAAAUUAUAUCAGAAUUCAGCAUCUGUAGGUUUAGCAUCCUGUGAGUCUGGAGAAAUGUCAAUGGAAUCAUUUUUAAAUUAAACAUGUUCAUAAAAUUGUCCAAA
Molecule: messenger RNA, 1585 nt
Organism: Carassius auratus (goldfish)
Lineage: Eukaryota; Metazoa; Chordata; Actinopteri; Cypriniformes; Cyprinidae
Gene: wdr82
Product: WD repeat domain 82
Exons: 9
Coding region: 236-1177 (313 amino acids)
Cellular component (GO): Set1C/COMPASS complex
Molecular function (GO): chromatin binding; protein binding
Source: RefSeq, a predicted model, not a curated record